CGAGCACUGUGCGCGCGCUCACAACGUAACAGGAAGUCAGCUACGUUGCUAGUGAGCGACGAAGAAAAAGUUGUCGAUAAACUCUUUCAACAAAACUUCAGGGUUGUUUACAGAGAGAUCUAAAGAUGUCUUCAGGCGCUCUCUUUCCAAGCUUGGUGAGCGGCUCCAGAGGAAGCUCCAGCAAGUACCUGGUGGAGUUUCGUGCCGGGAAAAUGACUCUGAAGGGGAACGUAGUGACACCUGAUAAACGCAAGGGCAUGGUGUACAUCCAGCAGUCUGACGACUCCCUGAUUCACUUCUGCUGGAAGGACAGGACGACUGGCAAUGUUGAUGAUGACCUGAUCAUCUUCCCUGAUGACUGUGAAUUCAAGAAGGUGAGCCAGUGCACCACCGGACGUGUCUUCGUGCUGAAAUUCAAGGCCGGAUCCAAGAGACUGUUUUUCUGGAUGCAGGAGCCAAAGAGUGACAAGGAUGACGAGUACUGCCGUAAGGUGAACGAGUACCUGAACAACCCUCCCAUUCCCGGAGCGGCAGGAAGCGGAGGCGGCAGCGGCCACGAACUCUCUGCACUCGGAGGAGAGGGAGGCCUGCAAAACCUGCUGGGAAAUAUGAGCCACAAUCAGUUGAUGCAGCUGAUUGGACCGACGGGACUGGGAGGACUGGGAGGCCUGGGAGCUCUAGCAGGACCAGGACUUGCCAACUUGCUGGGCAGCGGAGGACCAGCCACAAGCAGCUCCUCAUCCAGCUCUCGUAGCCAGUCAGCAGCCGCCACUCCGUCAUCAGGCGGAGCCCCCAGGGUGAGCUCCUCUCAGGCCCCCACCACCCCUGUGACUCCUGCUGCCUCAGCUGUCUCUCCCACCAGUGUUGCUCCCUCCACACCAGCCUCAGCUCAGACUCCCCAGGCCCCAGCCUCUGUUGGAAGCCCUACCUCCCACCAGCCCAUCCAGCUCAGUGACCUUCAGAGCAUCCUCGCCACCAUGAACGUCCCAGCAGCGUCGGCUGCUCAGGGAACAGCGGUGGACCUUGCAAGUGUUUGCACCCCAGAGAUGAUGGCUCCCAUCCUGGCUAACGCUGAGGUCCAGCAGAGGCUCCUGCCCUUCCUCCCCAGUGGAGAAAGUUUACCGCAGAGCGCCGAGGAGAUCCAGAACACAAUCAACUCCCCUCAAUUCCAACAGUCCAUGAGCAUGUUCAGCAGUGCCUUGGCCUCCGGGCAGCUCGGCCCUCUCAUGAGUCAGUUUGGUCUGCCGGCAGAAGCUGUGGACGCCGCCAACCGAGGAGACGUGGAGGCGUUUGCCAAAGCCAUGCAGGGCAACAGAGGAGACGCCAAAGACAAGAAGGAAGACGACGAGGACAUGAGUCUGGAUUAGACCACACUCUGCCAAGCCUCAGUAAAAUCUGUGAUUCCUUUUCCUCCUUGUUACUUUUUCUUUCCCCUCCUGUCGUUAAUGCUGUCUGACACUUCUCUAUACCAAAGGCAACACUCUGCUCCUCACUCAGGAUCAACAGCAAAGGGUUAGCAGAGCCGUUGACACGUGAACGUUUGGCCAGUUUUCACUGUGACGACCAUGUGACUGACAUUAUCAACAGCUCUGUGUUUUUAUACUGACCAUCACUUUUAUUCUGAAAGGAGUUACGAAACAUCGCAGGGACUGAGCCUUACGUUAGAUUUUGUUUUCUUCCUGUUGUUCCACAGACUGUCACCGCCCGAGUCUUUGUGAUACACUCUUGAU
Messenger RNA from Epinephelus fuscoguttatus (brown-marbled grouper), 1730 nucleotides. It is a transcript of the gene adrm1, whose product is annotated as ADRM1 26S proteasome ubiquitin receptor. Gene Ontology annotation, biological process: ubiquitin-dependent protein catabolic process. The transcript is spliced from 10 exons. The record is from RefSeq and is a predicted model, not a curated record. Bases 126 to 1367 code for a protein of 413 amino acids. Gene Ontology annotation, molecular function: ubiquitin binding; proteasome binding; endopeptidase activator activity. Gene Ontology annotation, cellular component: cytoplasm; proteasome regulatory particle, lid subcomplex; nucleus. Lineage: Eukaryota; Metazoa; Chordata; Actinopteri; Perciformes; Serranidae.